AUGCGUAUGAUUCGUAUGGCGCUUUUAGUGAGCGCUACGACAAUGGGUCUGCUGCUGGCUGGCAUUGAGAGCAUGUAUACGAAUGAAGAUAGUGUGAAGGUUCUGGAUCCUGAGAGCUUUCGUGAGCAGGUGCAGCAGGACUCGGGUGUGUGGCUUGUGGAGUUUUACGCACCGUGGUGCGGCCAUUGCAAGGAACUGGAACCCGAGUACAAGAAGGUAGCGAAGGCACUUGAGGGUGUUGUUAAGGUUGGAGCUAUUGAUUGCGAAGAGCAUGAAGACUUUGUACAAGAGUUUGCGGUACGAGGUUUUCCAACUAUUAUGAUUUUUGGAGAAGACAAAACGAAGCCCACGAUGUUUGAGGGGAAGCGCACUGCUAAGGAUAUCGUAGAUGCUGCACUUACUGCAUCGCGUAGAUUAGUCAAGUCCCGUCUACCGGAUGGUACCGAGAAGAAAAAGAAGAAGAAGCAUUCUUCAACGAAGACGUCGCCAAGUGGUGAGAGUGAUGUUAUCACUCUUACGGAUGAGACGUUCGAUGACAUGGUGUUGGACAGCGGAGAUAUCUGGCUGGUUGAGUUUUACGCUCCAUGGUGUGGACACUGCAAGGCUCUCGCGCCGGAGUGGGAGCAGGCUGCGUCGGAUCUUAAAGGAUCUGUAAAGGUUGCUGCUCUUGAUGCGACAGUGAAUGAAGGAAAGAUCAGUGAAUAUGGCAUCGAAGGAUUUCCUAUGAUUAAGUUAUUUGGCCCAAAUGCCAUGGGCCCUGCUGAUGCAAAAGAUUACCAGGGAGAGCGCACAGCUUCUGCUAUCACGGAAUUUGCCCUCGCGGCACUGGAUGAAAUGGGUGCCGGGCUACGGAUUAAAGAGCUUGUAUCAGCAGACGCAGUGAUCGACUUUUGCAAAGGCAAGGCGAGCUGCGUGAUUGGCUUGCUUCCACACAUUACUGAAGGUGGCAAAAGUGCCCGUGAUGGCUACCUUAACACGCUGAAAGAGGCAGCCAAGUUGAUGCGCGGCAAACCGUUUAAAUUUGGAUGGAUGCAGGGCGGCGACCAAGUUGACUUUGAAAACCGUUUUGAGCUAACCUUCGGAUAUCCGUCACUGGUGGCUAUCAACCUGGACCGGAAGCGAUUCGUCGUUCAACGCGGAGCUUUUAUUGCAGAAGCUAUCAGUGAGUUUUUGCAGAGUAUUAUGCAGGGCCGCGUGUCAACGGUAAGCUUUGGAGAGUUGCCUGAGAUCAAGACUGUCAAGCCAUGGGAUGGUGAAGACGUUCAGCUUGAUGCGAUUGAAGAGGAUGAUGACGACGACGAUAUCAUGAAUGAAAUUCUCGGCAACGCCGCUGAGAAGGAUGAGCUUUAA
Messenger RNA from Peronospora belbahrii, 1350 nucleotides. The record is from the annotation of a GenBank genome assembly. Lineage: Eukaryota; Oomycota; Peronosporomycetes; Peronosporales; Peronosporaceae.